Cinara cedri is the source of this 1130-nucleotide messenger RNA. The record is from the annotation of a GenBank genome assembly. Lineage: Eukaryota; Metazoa; Arthropoda; Insecta; Hemiptera; Aphididae.
AUGCUGUCGGUCGGCCAUACGGGUUGUACGUGUAUUAUUGUAUACACAACAGAGUUAAAAGGGUUUGCGGUUACAAUAACAAUGUACAAGAUAUGCCCUAUCGCCGCGGGUACAUCGCUUAUUGGGUAUUUAAAAAGUAGAGAAAAAAAAACCGUCUGGUCGUGACGGGUCGGGCCGAUUCUUCGUCGGCGUGUCUGCGCAGUGUAUUUCACUCCACUGUAUUUUACCGCUCUCCGCCACGUGCGUUUGACCGGCCACGCGAAUUAUCUCGGAUUCUUCCCUCCUCCUCCUCCUCCUCCCUCCGUCCCUAUUAGCUUCGCGCCGAAUAUUUACCCGGACAUAUUAAUAAUAAUGCGCUCGCCGAUAUUAUAUAAUCGAAACCGGGGAACGCGUCCAAAACGGUUCGGCCGUUUUUUCAUUUUAAUCAAUUUUCACGUUUCGAUAAUAUUCUGAUCGGAAUUGAAUUGCUGCGCAGAUUAUUCGAUACCACACUUUUGAUCGAAAUAUUUAAAUUCCCUCUGGAAUUAAUCUUUGAAAUUUGUCAAAUGUCCCGCGUUGGACAAAUUACUAAAAUGGCUCUACUAUGAAAUGUGUUGUGUGUCGUCGCCUAUAGCCGGCCUAACCCUAACCAAUACGAAAAUCACGCAUUUUAACGGCGCGAUCCCAGUAUAGUAUGAUGAUUAAUAAUAACGUUUUCCGUUUCGUGUCAACAGGUCAAGAUAUGGUUCCAGAACCGGCGGACAAAGUGGAAAAAACACGACACCGUGACGACAACGGACCCCGCGGACCCGGUGACGGUGGCCGCGGCCGCUGCGGCCGCCGCCGCGUCCGGCGGUGGUUCCAAGUGUUCGCCGAAAGCGGCGCCCGGGGCCAAGUUUCUCAGCGAGGGCGACGACCAAUCGUCGCUGGAGGACUCGGAGAGCUGUUACAGCAGCGUGGACGCGGCCGAGUCGAAGGUGGUCACGGCCCGGACGCCGGAAUCGUUGCCGCCCACAUCGCCGCCGACGGACACCGACACCGCGGCGACGGCCGCCGCAGUCGCAGCCGCAGCCGCCGCCGCCGCUGCCGCAGCCGCCGCGACCACGACCACGACGGCCACGAUGGCCACGAUGGCCAGAGCGCCCAGUUAA